AUGAGAAGCAGAUACUUUGAGGAAAGGGAUUUUAAUAGUGCUACUCUUGGUACUAUACCUUCCUUUGGCUGGAGAAGUCUCUUAUUUGGCAAAGAACUCUUGGAUAAGGGGCUUAAAUGGAUGAUAGGUAAUGGUGAAGAUACUUUAGUGUGGGUGUCUCCUUGGUUGGAUGAUGGUAUCAGAAUGAAAAGUCCUCUUAUGAAAAACAUAUUUGUAGACCUGGACUUGAAGGUUUCAGCUUUGAUUGAGCAACAUUCAGGUGCGUGGAAUUUAUUGUUGCUGAAUCAACUAUUUUACCCUCAAGAUGUGGAGCUCAUUUUGAAAAUGAAGAUUACUCAAGAUUCAAAAGAUUUCAAAGUUUGGAAGUUCAAUGUGAGUGGUGCUUAUACUACUAAAUCGGGUUAUUGGUUGGCAGCGAAUCUAGCAAAAUCUGAGGUUAGAAGUCAGGCUGCAUUACUUCCUUCUCUUAAUCCGUUAAAAAAAAUCAUUUGGGAUCUUUGUAUUCCUCCAAAGCUUAGAAUUUUCUUAUGGAAAAUUUUGUCUGCGGCUCUCCCGGUGGCUAAUGGUUUAAUGUCUAGAGGCAUAUUGGUUGAUGAUAGAUGCCAAUUUUGUGGUCAUGUUGGUGAAUCAGAGGUCCAUCUGUUCUUCACCUGUCCUCUGGCUAGGCUUAUUUGGGCAGUGGCUGAAAUUCCAGUUCCAAGAUCGGGCUUUAGCUCUUCUUCGAUCUAUCAGAAUUUUAACUAUCUUCUGGAACUGCAGGCAAACCUCAAUAUUCCCAUUUUGGUAAGAAAAGUUUUCCCUUGGUUGCUUUGGAGAAUAUGGAAAAAUAGGAAUGCUUUUAUUUUUGAGGGUUUGGAGUUUGAUGCUAUAUCAGUGGUGAAUAAAGCUUUUAAUGAUAUGAAUGAAUGGUCUCAAGUUCAGCAGAGAGGAGACCUUUCUGUCAAGAAUUUAGUUGAUGAUACCACAAUAAAUCGAUCGGAAUGGAUUCCUCCUCCGAUAGAUUGGAAGAAAUGUGAUAUAGGAGUUGAAUGGGACAAAAAGAAUCAUAUCUGUGGAGCAGCGUGGUUGCUUAGAGAUGAUAAAGGGGUUGUUCUUAUGCAUAGCCGUAACUCCUUUACUAAUGUUCUAUCUGUGAUGGAGGCUCAGGAAAGAGUUUGGUUGUGGGCAAUAGAAAGCAUGAGUAGCCUCCAUUUUUCAAAAAUUGUCUUUGCAGCAGAAUCCAAGGAGUUGGUUGGAGCAGUAACUAGACCACCAGCUUGGCCUUCUUUCAGGUGGAUUUCUAGAAAAAUUCUAUCUUAUCUCUAG
Molecule: messenger RNA, 1305 nt
Organism: Brassica napus (rape)
Lineage: Eukaryota; Viridiplantae; Streptophyta; Magnoliopsida; Brassicales; Brassicaceae
Exons: 1
Coding region: 1-1305 (434 amino acids)
Molecular function (GO): RNA-DNA hybrid ribonuclease activity; nucleic acid binding
Source: RefSeq, a predicted model, not a curated record